AUCUUUGUGAUCCCAUUUAAUGAGCAUGAUUUGAUUUUCAUCAAUAUAUAGCCGCGAUCCACGUGAUUCACAGUACCGGAGCUGGUUGGGUUGACGUACGUUGUGCUGACGAGUUUGACAUUUGUUCAGAAAACUGUGUGUUUCUAUAUCACCCAGAACCUUCGAGCGAUUGCAGUUUCUCUUCGUUACAUGGCGUAAAAAAUAACUUAAGAAAGAUGACGUCGAACGAUGAGAAUAUCGUCCCGGCGCGACAGGGUGCUUUCCGCGGAGUUUCUCGAGUGCUUGGAAAGCUGAAGUCGUCCAUCGAAUCGAAAAACUUCUACGAGGCACAUCAAAUGUAUCGGACACUGUACUUUCGCUACGUUUCACAAGGUAAAUAUCAGGAGCUGCUAGAGUUGCUGUACAAAGGAGCGUUGACGAUGCUGGACAACGAGCAGUACAGUAGUGGCGCCGAUCUGGCCCUACUCAUCAUUCAAACACUCGAAUUGGCGGGUUCUGCCGUAGAAGACAACGAAGAAUGGAUGAACCGGAUAUCCGAGCUAAUAGGAAAAAUUAAACCAAAUGUCGUCGAACGCGAAACCGUGGUGGAGAAAGCAUUGAAAUGGAGUGGAACGAUUUCAAAAUCAGCCAUCGGGCACCCACUGAUGCACAAGCUGAUGGCCAAGAUCGUGUACAGGGAGAACAAUCUUAUUCAAGCCCAGCACCACUUCGCACUUUCAAAGGACAGUUUGAGCUGCGUGUCCGUGAUGAUCGAAGUUAGCAUAUUCCAUGGGUACAGAAACGAGACGGAUCUGUUCAUCGCCCAACUGGUCCUGCAGAUGCUCUGCUUGAAGGAUCCGGAGACAGCGUGCGAAAUGUUCGCUGCCUACAUCAAAUUUCACCCGCAGAUCGCGCGCACCGAACCACCGUUCGCGAUGCCGUUGCUCAAUUUUCUUUACUUCCUGCUGGAAGCGAUAGGGCAGUCCGAUCGUAAGUAUGUCGUUUUUCGAACGCUGUGUGAUCUGUACAAACCUUCGCUGGAUCGCGAUCCGUCGUACGACAAGUACUUGCGCCGAAUCGGAGCGAAGUACUUCGGCGCCAAGCAGCAGGAGCAAUCGCGCGGCUUCGUGUUCGGCGAUUUGUUGAACCAAUUCUUCCAGGACCUCGAUGCGGACUUUGGCGACGAUCCAGUCGCUUUGCAAGAGGGCAGCAGCGAGCAUGGCGAGGUUGAUUAAUAUUUUUCCAAACACAUUGUUCGCGUUCUUUCGUCACGGCUUUUUUGAAGCACCAUUCACAGCCAUUCAACCUUACCUACG
Molecule: messenger RNA, 1295 nt
Organism: Anopheles coustani
Lineage: Eukaryota; Metazoa; Arthropoda; Insecta; Diptera; Culicidae
Product: Golgi to ER traffic protein 4 homolog
Exons: 4
Coding region: 216-1214 (332 amino acids)
Biological process (GO): protein insertion into ER membrane
Cellular component (GO): BAT3 complex; cytosol
Molecular function (GO): protein binding
Source: RefSeq, a predicted model, not a curated record